AUGAUCAGUGCAGUGACAUUUAAUUUGGAUGAUCCUGAUUGGAAACCUAACAGUGCAGGAAGACUAUACAAUCAUAAAUUUGGAUAUGGAAAAUUGGAUGUGUACACUUUGGUCCAGAAUGCAAAAACAUUCAAACUAUUAAAUCCACAGGUUAGCAUUGAAAUGCCAAUCAUAGAAGUCAACGAACCUAUACCAAUGAAUGAGGAAGGAGUUUUUAGCAAGUUGAUUGUAAAGGAGUCAGAUAUCGCCAGAGUAAAAAUGAGAAGAUUAGAGCAUGUAACUGUGACAAUGAAUGUUUAUCAUGAGAGAAGAGGUGAUAUAGAGGUAGAUUUGAUAAGUCCAAAUGGUGUUGUUUCUAAAAUUGGAUUGCCAAGAAAGUAUGAUGAAGAUAAUGCUGGGCUUCGUAAUUGGACCUUUAUGAGUAUUAUACAUUGGGAUGAAUCACCAAUUGGUACAUGGUUUAUACAAGUACGCGAUAGAAGAAAUCCGGAUUAUAAUGGGGUAUUCGUAGACUGGAUGUUGAAAUUGUGGGGUGAAAGAGCUUAUAAUAGUACUAGUAAUAAUGUAAAUACUUCAGAUGAAAAUUUUUCUUCAAUAAUAACCAGUGAAACCACAGUUACUACUAAGUCAAUAUCGACUUCACAAUCACCAACCAAAUCAAUUGAUGUCGAUGAUGAUGAUAAUAGUGCAUCUACAUCUACAAUUUUGACAUCAAGUAACCCAAUUUCAACAGAAACACAAUCAUUUACUGCACAAGUAUUAGAUGGCUAUAACAAUAGUUUGGUUUUAGGUAUUUUCGUAAUAGUUGCAGCAUUUAUAUUAGCAUCUACGAUAUAUGUGAUUAAGAAAUGUUGUUGGAAUAAUAUGAAAAGGAAAGGUAAUAACCAAUUCAUGACAUCAAAUGAAAUGUUUGAUUCAUUUGGAGAUGGAUCUGUUGAUGAACAGGAACAGGAACAAGAGGAUAAGAGGAGGAUGAUGGGAGCUACAAGCAGUAAGGAGAAGAUGGGAUAA
Entrophospora candida is the source of this 1011-nucleotide messenger RNA. Lineage: Eukaryota; Fungi; Glomeromycota; Glomeromycetes; Entrophosporales; Entrophosporaceae. The record is from the annotation of a GenBank genome assembly.